Molecule: messenger RNA, 2794 nt
Organism: Mauremys mutica (yellowpond turtle)
Lineage: Eukaryota; Metazoa; Chordata; Testudines; Geoemydidae
Gene: STAM
Product: signal transducing adaptor molecule
Exons: 14
Coding region: 219-1826 (535 amino acids)
Biological process (GO): protein transport to vacuole involved in ubiquitin-dependent protein catabolic process via the multivesicular body sorting pathway
Cellular component (GO): ESCRT-0 complex
Molecular function (GO): ubiquitin binding; phosphatidylinositol binding
Source: RefSeq, a predicted model, not a curated record
GGAGUCUUCGGGUCAGGCAUUGGAGUGGGGAGCCCUAUUUUUCCCAGCAUGCUCUGCGAGCACAGAGAGGCGGCUCCUGAGCUGUGCCCUGACAGGGAGGCGGAGCUAAGGCCGCAGCCGAGCCCCCCCCCCCCAUCGCAUUCACACACUACACACCGUACCCCACGACCGGGAGGGGAGGCUGAGGCUGUUCCCUACCCGCAGCGCGCGGACCCGAGAUGCCGCUCUUCGCCACCAACCCCUUUGACCAGGAUGUGGAGAAAGCAACCAGUGAGAUGAAUACUGCAGAGGACUGGGGCCUCAUCUUAGAUAUUUGUGAUAAAGUUGGACAGUCGCGCACAGGGCCUAAGGAUUGCCUUCGGUCUAUUAUGAAGAGAGUGAACCAUAAGGAUCCUCAUGUUGCUAUGCAAGCACUAACACUUCUAGGAGCAUGCGUAUCAAACUGUGGUAAAAUCUUUCAUUUAGAAGUAUGUUCGAGAGAUUUUGCUAGUGAAGUAAGCAACGUAUUGAAUAAGGGUCAUCCAAAAGUCUGUGAAAAGCUAAAAGCCCUCAUGGUGGAAUGGACAGAUGAAUUCAAGAACGACCCACAGCUUAGUCUAAUAUCUGCCAUGAUAAAAAAUCUUAAGGAACAAGGAGUUACAUUUCCAGCUGUUGGUUCACAGGCUGCAGAACAAGCAAAAGCAAGCCCAGCUCUAGUUGCCAAAGAUCCUGGUACGGCAGCUAACAAAAAGGAAGAGGAAGAUUUAGCAAAAGCCAUUGAAUUGUCUUUAAAAGAACAAAGGCCACAGCAAACAACACUUUCCAGUUUGUAUCCGAGCGCGUCAAGCCUCUUAACGAAUCACAAACAUGAGGGCCGAAAGGUUUGCGCGAUCUAUGAUUUUGAAGCUGCUGAAGAUAAUGAAUUAACAUUUAAAGCUGGAGAACUUAUAACUGUACUUGAUGACAGUGAUCCAAACUGGUGGAAAGGUGAAACUCACCAAGGAAUAGGAUUAUUUCCCUCUAAUUUUGUAACAGCUGACCUUACUGCUGAACCAGAAAUGAUGAAAACGGAGAAGAAAACAGUACAGUUCAGUGAUGAAGUUCAAGUAGAGACAAUAGAACCUGAGCCUGAACCAGUUUAUAUUGAUGAAGAUAAAAUGGACCAACUGUUACAGAUGUUACAAAGUGCAGAUCCAACUGAUGAUCAGCCAGACCUCCCAGAGCUGCUUCAUCUUGAAGCAAUAUGCCACCAAAUGGGACCUCUCAUUGAUGAAAAGCUGGAAGAUAUUGAUAGGAAACAUUCAGAACUUUCAGAGCUCAAUGUUAAGGUCAUGGAGGCUCUUUCAUUAUAUACCAAAUUGAUGAACGAAGAUCCAAUGUAUUCCAUGUAUGCAAAACUACCAAACCAACAUUAUUAUAUGCAGUCUUCUGGUGUUUCUGGCUCUCAGGUUUACCCAGGGCAGCCUCAAAGUAGUACAUAUUUGGUGGCAGGAAGUGCGCAAAUGGGCCAUAUUCAAGGCUAUAAUCUUCCCCAAGAGCAACUUCCUUCUCUCAACCAAGGCACAGUUCCUCAAUCGUCAAGCUCAGGACUGCCUAGUCAGCCAGCUCAGACAUCUUAUGCUAAUGCAAUGGUCAGCUCUGUUCCUGGAAGCACAUAUUCCAAUCAGGCUUCAAUGUACAGUCCACCUCCUGCUGCUGUUGAUGUUGCUGCUUACCAGAAUGCUGGAACUAAUGUGUCCCAGGUGCCAAACUAUAACUUAGCAUCUUCGUCUCUGCCUCCACCAGCAGGCAGUCAACAACCGCCGCCACCACAACCGCAUACUUACUCCCAGAAGGCACUACUAUAGGACCCAGGACUUCUGAUUCCUAAUCGUCUCUAACUCUGCUAAAUGCAGUUGACAAUGUUAUAAGCUUCUUCCUUUAAUCUCUUAAACAUUGUUUAUCCUCAGUUUAAUAGGAAUCUACCCUGGUGAACAGGUUCAAUGAUUCAAUUUGCACUGACUUUUUAGGAUUUUUUUUAAUUUUGCAGCGGAACAAAAAUAUUUAGGACACUUAAUUCCUUUUAAAAGGCCUAAAAUUGGUACAAUAUUAUUUAUGUCUGGUAAAAUUGGCUAAUCUGUGAAAACUCAACUUGCAAACUUUUGUGGCAUAAAUGUUGUGUACAUAAUAGUGUGUGUUUGCAAUAGUGGCCAUUUGAAAUAGCUAUGGUGAUCAUGUGAAUAUAUUUAACACACUGUUAAAAUAGUUUACAUUACUAUUUUAUUUUAAUCAUGAACAGAUGACCAUGUUUCAUAGUUGUACUUAGUUUUGUGAAGGAUGUGAUAUCCUUUUGCAAUGCAGGAAAAUGCUUAAAUCUGCAUAUCAUGGUUAAUAUUUACAUGCUAAGGUCUAUGUUAAUUUCCAAACUUAACUACAUGUAGGUUUCAUUCAUUGUGAAUUGAAUUUAAGUAUAUCAUGACUUCCUGUAGUCUGCAGUACUAUUAGCUGGCAUUAUCUACCAAAGUAAACUAGUUAACAUUUUAAAUGGUCUGGCGAGGUCACAGCAAAUGAUGAUUCUGUUUUAGAAUAAUAAUUAUUUAAAACACCUAUUUACAGGCUGCUAAACAUAUAAUGGGACCAUAAAACUGAUCAGAAUCUUACAACUUAUUGUUUAAAGCAUAUAAUGAUGUACUUUUCCAUACUAGCGUUGUAUAACUAGGGUUCUGAACUGUAUUGUGUGUAUUGGUGAAGAUUACACCAAAGACAGAGAAACUGAGUUUGGAUGGGAAUGAAUGGAAUUUUUAAACUGGAACGAAAACAUGAAUACACUACAUUA